AUGGCUUGCUUAACCGGGUUACUGAUCAUGAUUGGCAUCAUGGUUGUCGUUCCAAGCGAUGGCGCAAAGUGGGUCAAGGCAUCGGCCAUAUUCAUCUACGCCUUGGUUUACUUCCUGACUAUUGGGGCCACGGCAUUUGCUAUCUUGGGCGAGACAUCCUCCAUGGCCCUGCGGGCAAAUACUAUCGCUAUUACAACUGCAACUCAGGCCGUCUGCGGCCUGGCAAUGAACCUCGCUAUCCCAUAUAUGGUCAACCCAGACCAGGGCAAUCUGAAGGGAAAGGUUGAGUUCAUCUUCGGUGGCCUUGCGCUUAUUGCAACUAUAGGCAGCUUUUUCUAUGUUCCCGAGAUUAAGAGAAGGACUUUUGAUGAGAUUAAUCAACUCUUCGAGGCUAAAAUACCCCCAAGGAAAAUGGGGAGCAUCAAGGAGGGAUCACCAGACCUUACGAGAUAA
Colletotrichum graminicola M1.001 is the source of this 453-nucleotide messenger RNA. RefSeq names its product maltose permease. The transcript has a single exon. NCBI's taxonomy places the organism in Eukaryota, Fungi, Ascomycota, Sordariomycetes, Glomerellales, Glomerellaceae. The record is from RefSeq and is a predicted model, not a curated record. Bases 1 to 453 code for a protein of 150 amino acids. Gene Ontology annotation, biological process: transmembrane transport; carbohydrate transport. Gene Ontology annotation, cellular component: membrane. Gene Ontology annotation, molecular function: carbohydrate:proton symporter activity.